AUGGCGAAAGACGGCCCCCUCGACAGCGAAGGGCCGUCGUCCCCACCACCGCCGUUGCCAGAUGGUUGGCUUGCCCAGUGGGAAGGGGUCGAACGCAAGUGGUACUUUGUCCAGAGAGCUACCGGAAAGGCACAAUGGGAGAUCCCCACAGAGCCAGUGAUCCUCACGCCGUCCACGACGCCGACGUCUACGGGAACAGGGCCUUCGCGGGCACCGUCGUCGAGGCCUCAGACAAAUAGCCCUCCUACUGGCAUGGGCGCAAGAGGAUUUGGGGCGGAGGGCGUCUACGGCGGAGCCGACAGGGCUGGAUAUUCCAGCUUCUUUGGCUCCCCCGGGGGCGCUCAUCAGACUGGAUUGUCGCAAAUGGCCAUGGGGAUGCUGGGGCGGAUGCCGAACUAUGGCCCCCAGGACAAAGUUGGUGGACAGCCGGGUCUACCUGGUUAUCUCGCACAACAUCAGAAUCCUCAGCAGAAUCCCUAUGGCUACAUGUCGACGGGGCAAACUGGCCCGUACACUGGGAGUCCGUCGCAGUAUCAAAGUGGCGGUCAUGUACAAUCGGCCGCGGGAAUGUUUCCUCAUCCCCAGUCAGGCAGCCCUGGUCAAUUCGCAGGCAUGCAGGGCGCAUCUAGACUUGGUUUCCAGCAACACUUCGGGGUUGACGCUCAAGGAAGCUUGUCGUCCCCGUUCACACAAGUUCCGACGCAGACGCAGGAUCAAAUGGCAGCUGCAGUAACAUCCUCUGGCGGACCAAGCCCGUUUCAGGCAGGAGCUGCUACCACUCAAGCGCAGGGGGGAAGUCCCUUUGCUUUGCAAUCUCCGGAGCAGCAAGUGACGCAGACACGCUCGCAACCAGGACUUGAAUCCUCUAAUCCCGCCUUGGCUGAAAAUGGGAGUGCAAACGACCUUAGCGGAUAUUCACAGGGGCAGCAGAAUUUAUCUGUCUUGAGUUCACAAGCCCCUUCAAUCAGUCCCAAUCAAGCAUUGUCCUCCGCAGGGUUCUCAGUGUCACAAUAUGCCGCCACCCAAGCUUUGGGGCCAUUCCCGCAAACUACGAUGGCCCCUCCUGGCCUGGGACCGUUUCCGCAGAAUGCGCCUCCUGGUUUUCCAAACGCACCGCAACAGGCUCAGUAUGGACAGAGCGCCUUCGGGCAAUUUGGGCAACUGCCGGGUCAGAACCCGUAUGGCCAAUAUCCACCAGGCCCUUAUGGACUUUCUGACCAGGGAAGCCCGUACAAUGUAGGUCGUCCCGGUGUGACCGGUCCGCCUGUGACCGUGCCUCCUUAUGGUGCUCAAUUCCCAACAGCUGGACCCUUCGGUCUACAAGGCGCACCGGGAGCGUCACAGCUUGACCAGUUCGGUCCCCAAUUUGAUCCUCGACAAUACCCACGCCCUGCAAGCGACCAGAUGGGUCGUGUCCCUGGAUACAACAUGCCGCCUGGAUCUGUGAACCCGCAAGGGUCCUUCCAACAAUAUUCACGCCCGCCAUACACCGCUGCAGGCCAGUGGUCAGGACCAGAUCCAGCGCAGUCGCGCUCCGCCAUUUACGACCCUCAAUUCGUGAGCGGCCCUUGGACAUCCGCAACGGGCUAUCGCCAGCCAUCCCCCUACGGGGCUUUCGGCCCUGGAAGAUAA
Paecilomyces variotii is the source of this 1632-nucleotide messenger RNA. RefSeq lists its product as hypothetical. The coding region runs from base 1 to 1632 and encodes 543 amino acids. The record is from RefSeq and is a predicted model, not a curated record. The transcript has 4 exons. Lineage: Eukaryota; Fungi; Ascomycota; Eurotiomycetes; Eurotiales; Thermoascaceae. Gene Ontology annotation, molecular function: protein binding.